AUGCAAAAUAUUAUCAAUAUAAAUAUAAAUUAUUUGAUUAAUAAAAUGGCUUAAUAAACUCCAAAAUAAUGCAAAGCUUAUUAAGAUUAAUAAUCUACACCUAAUUAAAAUAAUAAAGCAUGUUCUAUUAAUUAAUCUUAGGUUGUAUAGAAUGAAUAAUUAUCUUCAAAAAAAAAAGUAUAAUCUAUUAUGAUUUUAUUAAGGAAGUCUACGAUAGAAUUAUGAGUUCCUAAACAAAUCGAGAUAACUAAACAGAUGUCUCAUAAUAUUUCGAUCAUUUAGGAGGUGAGAAAUAAAAAAUUUAUCAAUUUUAGGAAAGUGUCUAUGUUCAUUAUGUAACUGUGGAAAACAUAAAUGUAAUAGUAAGAAUUGUGUCAACAAACCUUAAUUACAUGGAAAUUAUACCAUAUAUUAAAAGGAGUUUGUAAAAAAGACCCCAGAGAAUGGAUCAAGAUGCAACUAAAACAUUUUUUAAUAACCAAAACCUGAGGGUGAUUUAGGAAAUGUCACUACUUAUAAAGUAAUUACUUAUAAACUAUUAUUUUAGCAUGAUUUUCCAGGAUAUAAUAGCAAAGUAGAAUUACAGAAGAAUACAUCUAAACCUACUGUUAGUGGUGUUCCAUUUUCUGGAAUUUCAACUUAUAAUAAUAUGUAUUUAAAUUGGGGAAUGGGUGAUACACCUUAAUUAUUACCAUAAAACAAUCCUACUGUUAUCAAAGAAAUGCCAUUUAUGGGAAAAAGCAUUUAUAAGGAUAGUUAUUAAGGAGCACAAACAGUCCCAGUAUAAAGUUGUAAGAAUAUGAACAAAGCUUUAAAGUAAUUAAACUAUUAGAAUUAUAUAUAGAUCACCUUUAUCACCCCCAGAUUUGAAAUUUUAUGCAGAAUCAAUAUCAAAAUCAUCAUAUAAACCUUACAAACCUGAAACAACUUAAAGUGCUAAAGAUAAAUAAAAUGUAAAUUAAAAUAUAUAUAAUAUAGUCAACUUUGAAUCCAUCAUAUAAUGGCUAANCUUACUCACAAUCUUAAUAAUCAAUAUACUUUUAGUAUUUAGAAUAAAUAAAUAAUUGUAAUUAGGUUAAAUGUAUUUAAUUUUAAUCAUAUAAUAGAUAGGAAUAGCUAAAAAUGUAUGCAAAAUAUUAUCAAUAUAAAUAUAAAUUAUUUGAUUAAUAAAAUGGCUUAAUAAACUCCAAAAUAAUGCAAAGCUUAUUAAGAUUAAUAAUCUACACCUAAUUAAAAUAAUAAAGCAUGUUCUAUUAAUUAAUCUUAGGUUGUAUAGAAUGAAUAAUUAUCUUCAAAAAAAAAAGUAUAAUCUAUUAUGAUUUUAUUAAGGAAGUCUACGAUAGAAUUAUGAGUUCCUAAACAAAUCGAGAUAACUAAACAGAUGUCUCAUAAUAUUUCGAUCAUUUAGGAGGUGAGAAAUAAAAAAUUUAUCAAUUUUAGGAAAGUGUCUAUGUUCAUUAUGUAACUGUGGAAAACAUAAAUGUAAUAGUAAGAAUUGUGUCAACAAACCUUAAUUACAUGGAAAUUAUACCAUAUAUUAAAAGGAGUUUGUAAAAAAGACCCCAGAGAAUGGAUCAAGAUGCAACUAAAACAUUUUUUAAUAACCAAAACCUGAGGGUGAUUUAGGAAAUGUCACUACUUAUAAAGUAAUUACUUAUAAACUAUUAUUUUAGCAUGAUUUUCCAGGAUAUAAUAGCAAAGUAGAAUUACAGAAGAAUACAUCUAAACCUACUGUUAGUGGUGUUCCAUUUUCUGGAAUUUCAACUUAUAAUAAUAUGUAUUUAAAUUGGGGAAUGGGUGAUACACCUUAAUUAUUACCAUAAAACAAUCCUACUGUUAUCAAAGAAAUGCCAUUUAUGGGAAAAAGCAUUUAUAAGGAUAGUUAUUAAGGAGCACAAACAGUCCCAGUAUAAAGUUGUAAGAAUAUGAACAAAGCUUUAAAGUAAUUAAACUAUUAGAAUUAUAUAUAGAUCACCUUUAUCACCCCCAGAUUUGAAAUUUUAUGCAGAAUCAAUAUCAAAAUCAUCAUAUAAACCUUACAAACCUGAAACAACUUAAAGUGCUAAAGAUAAAUAAAAUGUAAAUUAAAAUAUAUAUAAUAUAGUCAACUUUGAAUCCAUCAUAUAAUGGCUAAUAUAAUAGUGAAUACCGUAAAGAAUUUGAUCCAAAACAUUAGAGUCAAUGCCCUGCCAAAGAAGUGUUAGAGGAAGUUGCUCGUAGCACUUAAUUUUGAACUC
Molecule: messenger RNA, 2237 nt
Organism: Paramecium pentaurelia
Lineage: Eukaryota; Ciliophora; Oligohymenophorea; Peniculida; Parameciidae
Source: the annotation of a GenBank genome assembly